AGAGAGAUUUGUCUGGAUCCAUGACGUGUGUUUACUACUAAUUGCCGGCAAUUCUCUGUCUAAUUUUGAAUCCAUGGCGUGUGUUUAUUACUAAUUGCUAGCAAUUCUCUGUCUAAUUUUCUCGCUGGAUCCAUGACGUGUGUUUAUUAUUAAUUGCCGGCAAUUCUCUGUCUAAUUUUCUUGCUCCCUAGUUCCUCACUCCCUCCCUCUGUCUCUCUCUCUCUCUCUCUCUGUGGAGAGUCGAGAGUUGCGAGGUGUUAAUUUAUCUGAGAUCGAAAUUGGAGAAGAACUCUGUUUAGCUUUGGAUCCAGAUAAAACUGGGUUUCUCAGACUUUCCAGGAAUAUCUGCCAAUGCUGGUAUCAAUCAAGGGUUGAGUUCAGCUCCUGAACAAUGAAGAAAAUUGGGAGCAAAUUGGCGUUGCAGUGGUUUGAUCUGAGAGUUUUCUAUGUCAGAAUCAGCAAUUUCUCGGUUGAAGAUGAUCAAGCCCCUGAAUUUCUAACCCUGAACCACAUCCCUCUAUGCCCUGACACCCUGCUCGAAGUAAAUGGCUCGAGAUGUACAAUCAACUCGGAAGGAAUCUCAUCGAUUCUUCGACGAGACAGAAUCGACAAGAAAUCCGAGGAAGCCACGUACGUGAGCACGGAUGGAAUAAGGUUUACGGGGAGUGUGAAAUUUGAGGUUUUCGACGACGACGAGCUGCCUCUGCUCUUCGGGUUUCUGGAAAAUGAUUUCAAUGGAGAAUCGGAGUGGAGCAUGGACUGUGAAUUGGCAAUGGCGGCUGCUGGUGGGUUCAUGAAGGGAAAACAGAAUCCUGGUUCGGAAACAACGAUGUUGUUGUCGCCUAGAAUUGAGGUAUACGUUGCCGGUUGUUUCUUGGGAAAGCCGGCCAUUCUAACCAGGAGCUUGCAGAUUGGUUCCCGGAAGAAGCAGAAUUAUUGGAAGGGCAUGCUGCAUUCCAUCCCGGAGUACGACACCGUUGAUUCCCGGAAAAAUGUUGCUCUGCAGGUAGUCGACUACAGAAGCUACAGACCAGAGAGUGAAGAAGAUUACAGCAUGUACUGGGGGAGAACACAGUUGAUGGAAGGUGAGGAAGAUGGGGAGCUCUCCUGGUUCAACGCCGGCGUCAGGGUAGGCGUCGGCAUUGGCCUCGGCGUUGGGAUCGGAGUCGGCCUGCUUGUCAGAACCUACCAGGCCACAGCUCGAAGCUUCAGAAGGCGACUUCCAUGAUUUAUCUAUUUCUUCUUCUUCUUCUUCUGCAAAUUUUCAUCGGUUCAGUUAUUUCGUCUGCUUUGUGCUUUUUUCAUCAUCUUCUUCGAUAUGCAACCAUGCCAUUUGUGUAGCAGAAGGUAACUUGUAUUAGGGCCUUGGGUUUCCGCCA
Molecule: messenger RNA, 1379 nt
Organism: Diospyros lotus (date-plum)
Lineage: Eukaryota; Viridiplantae; Streptophyta; Magnoliopsida; Ericales; Ebenaceae
Exons: 3
Coding region: 392-1228 (278 amino acids)
Molecular function (GO): phosphoglycerate dehydrogenase activity
Source: RefSeq, a predicted model, not a curated record